AUGGAUGAGACUUCAAAGGGAAGGCCUGGCUACGCAGAGGCCAUUGAUUUUUUUCAGCCACACACAUUCCUGGCUGGCAACAUUAUCCACGAACAGCAGGGCUAUCGGGAAGUUGACACUGACAGAGGCCACACACCAGAUCCCUCAGUCCACAGGCAGAUUAAGACCUACAGUGACAAUCAGCAACUGGCAUCUGGGAACAGAGUAUUUUACUCCUCCCUCAGAAUAGGUGGAGACCAGAAAUUGGACGUUUAUGCAGAAAGGCAGGAUUUCAUCCAGCACUUAUCCCAGAUUGUCGAGGUGCUGACUGAGGAGGACACUGGGCACCCAGAGACAGGAGAUGCUAUUGCCCGACUCAAGGAGGUCCUGGAGUACUGUGCCAUCCGAGGCAAGUACCUUCGGGGUUUGACGGUGCUGGUAGCAUUCUGGGAGCUGUCGGAGCCCAGGAAGCAAGAUGCUGACAGUCUCCGGUGGGCCAUGACUGAGGGCUGGUGCGUGGAACUACUCCAAGCCUUCCUCUUGGUGUCAGACAACCUCAUGGAUGCAUUCUUCACCCGAGGGGGGCAGAUCUGCUGGUAUCAGAAGCCAGGCAUAGGUUUGGCUGCCAUUCACGACGCUUUCCUCUUGGAAGCAUGUAUCUACCGCCUGCGGAAGCUCUGCUGCUGGGAGCAGCCCUAUUACCUGAACCUGAUCGAGCUCUUCCUACAGAGUCCUUAUCAGACUGAGAUCGGACAGACCCUGGACCUCAUCACAGCCCCCCAGGACAGUGUGGAUCUUGGCAGAUUCACUGAAAAGAGGUACAGAUCUAUUGUCAAAUACAAGACAGCUUUCUCCUCCUUCUGUCUUCCUAUAGCUGCUGCCAUGUAUGUGGUGGGCAUUGACGGGAAGGAGGAGCAUAUUGAUGCCAAGAAGAUCCUGCUGGAGAUGGGAGAGUUCUUUCGGGUUUAGGAUGAUAACCUCGAUCUCUUUGGGGACCCCAGUGUGAUGGGCAAGAUCGGCACUGACAUCCAAGACAACAAGUGCAGCUGGCUGGUGGUUCAGUGUUUGCCACGGGCCUCUCCAGACCAGUGCCAGAUCCUGCAGGAGAACUUUGGGGCCAAGAAGGUGGCCCGGGUGAAGGCGCCAGACGAGGAGAUGAAUCUGCUGGCUGUGUUUACACAGCACAAGGAGGACCGUUACAGCUGCCUUAUGGGUCUCAUGGAGCAGUAUGCUGUGCCCCUGUCCCCAGCCACCAUCCUGGGGCCAGCACACGAGAUCUACAAGCAGAAAAAGUCACCUAGAGACUCGGGGGGGGAGGGGCGGCUCUCCAAAAAUUAUUGUCUAACCUGUGAAAGAAAAGGAAGACCUACAGUGAUACAGCUUCUAUUGAUGUGUGUUUCUCUGUAGGAGAAUGUGUAACAGUCUUAAAAGACAGCCAAGAUUUCUGUUAAGACUGAUAGGCAUGGAGUGGGUAUUCUCUUGGUAAUUUCAAAGUAAAGCUUUUUUACGUGGGAAAUAGAGUAGUCUAACUCAAA
Molecule: messenger RNA, 1514 nt
Organism: Lagenorhynchus albirostris (white-beaked dolphin)
Lineage: Eukaryota; Metazoa; Chordata; Mammalia; Artiodactyla; Delphinidae
Product: farnesyl pyrophosphate synthase-like
Biological process (GO): trans, trans-farnesyl diphosphate biosynthetic process
Cellular component (GO): cytoplasm
Molecular function (GO): dimethylallyltranstransferase activity; (2E,6E)-farnesyl diphosphate synthase activity
Source: RefSeq, a predicted model, not a curated record